AGGAGCCGUUUCGGCUCUCGAGAGGCGCCUCGCGCGGCCCGCUGCGACAGGGGCCGCGCGCACGGUAGCGCCUCCGCUCCGAACCCCCUCCCCGCCGCCUGCCCGCGCUCACCGAGCGCGCCCUUGCGCGAUGGCCCGUGCCGGCAGGCGGGGUGGCGGGCGGCGCCUGCGCGGGCUGCCGCUCGCGCUCGGGGCGGCCCUGGGCGGCGGCGCCCUCGCCCUCGGCUUCGCGGCCUGGCCGCCCGCCCGCGCGCGGCGGUGCUCGCGGGCGGCCAGCGCCACGCAGACGCUGGCGGAGGGCGAGCUGACCGCCGCGGUGGACGAGCAGCCCACCGCGGAUCACCAGGUCGUCAGGGGCUUCGGGCUGGCAUCGGUGCUCGAGCAGCAGCUCUACGACCAGAAGGUGAUCGAGGAGACGCGCUUCGUGCGUGAGCAGGCCAAGCUCCCCUGGUGGAGGCGAAGCUUUGCGCGUCUCGCGGGCGACCUCGGUGGACUGCUCACCUCUCCGGUGCGAACGCUGAGGCUCGUGAAGAUCACCAAAGAUGUCGUCACCGAGAGACUGGAGUAUCUAUUGACUAUCAAAGACAGGCGGUCUCAGCCCGAAGACGGGGACGGCCAGGCGCGUCAGGGCAUGCGCGGAGACAUUCGCGCCUUCGCGAAGGGCUCCAAGACGUUUUUCGCCACGUACCUGAAAAGCCACGUCAUUGCCCGCACGCCGUACGCCGAGUACCGCGAGAUGCUGCACGUGACGCUCACUCGGUUUCUGGAAAGCGUGGCGCAGAAGGAUCCAUACUCGUUCGAGCCCUUCCACAAAGCCGUGAGGGGACCACACUUCGACUACUACUCCUGGGGCAACCGCUUUAUCCGCCCCAUGAUCAAGCAGCGCUCCUCGCAGGUCGACGGCCAGGAAAACGUCAGGAAGAUCCAAGACUAUCUCGCCAACGGGGACAACGUCGUCAUGAUCUGCAACCACCAGACGGAGGUGGACCCCCAGGUCCUCUCCGUGCUGCUGGAGUCGGAGGGCUAUGCGGGAGUCGCUGAGAAGACCAUUUUCGUCGCCGGGCACAAGGUGACUACCGACCCGCUGGCGAUACCCUUCAGCAUCGGCCGCAAUCUGCUCACGAUCUUCUCAAAGAAAUACCUGGAGUCCUUCGAGGACGAGGGCGAGAAGGAUCUCGGAAGGAAUAUCGGCGGCGGCCCGCAACCGCCAGACGGUUGCGGAGAUGCAGCGUCUGCUGACCGAAGGGGGCAACAUCUUCUGGGUUGCGCCAUCGGGCGGCCGCGACCGCCGCGACCCCGAGACCGGGGAGUUCACGCCGGCCAAGUUCGACGCGUCGUCGGUGGGACUGUUCAACCUCCUGGCCAAGAGGGCAGAGAAGGCGGGGACCCACAGGACCCCACAAGGAAAAGACCCGCUUUUUCCCCCUGGCGAUGUGGACCCACCGGCUCAUGCCACCGCCCGAGGGGGCGGUCUCGGCAGUCGGUGAGGAGCGGAGCGCCCAGAUGGCGGCCGUGGCGCUCGCGUUCGGGGAGGAGGUGGACCCCGAGGAUGUUGGUGGCCGCAAGGCGUUCCCCGAGGCCAUCGAGCGUCGGGUGAGCGAGGCGUACUGGUCCAUCCACGAGGUGAUGAGGUGGAGGAAGUGAGGAGUGCGCUCGUGGCCCGGCACCCUCCCUACCUGCUACAGUGGGCGUCGCUGAAUGGGGGGGCGGUCCCCCGCCGAGCGUCGUCACUGUCCAAACGUGCCUGGUGCUAUGUGCGCGUUGGCCCCGCCAGGGCGACGCGCGCGCUCAGGAAGCCUGGCAGAGAGGUUCCACGGCGGGCGCUGUCCAGCCACACCGCUCGGGAAGCGAUGGCCUGCGUUGGGUGUCGGGGUUUCUGUUUGUGCUGCUCUUCGGUUCCGCAGCAGAGGGCACGCCCUUGGCAAGAGCCGGCCCCUCUGGCAAGUGGCGGGCGCUGGCUUGCCGACGGCCACCGCGCGCGGCAGCCCCCUCCCGCAGGGCCUCCGCAGCUCUGCGGGGGGCGCGGCGGCUCCAAGACAGGGCGCCGGCCCACCGAUUCUCCGAAGCAGCACAAUUUUCGAACUGCGCCGUCCAGGCGCUGCGCCGUGCAGGCGCUGCUUUUCUCCGCGCCGCGCUCGGAGCGGCUUUUCCCGCCCGAGUGCUGCAAGGCUCGCGCAAUCGAUUCAUGCUUCCACCCCUGGCCCGGCCCGACCAGCGCGCGAGUUUCUGCCGGGGCGCGUGCGGGGGAGGUCACCCCCUCCGAGCGUCGCAGCCGCCAAGGUGCGGCCCCGGCCUCCGCGCCAGCGCGUUCUGUCGCCGAGAGGGGGGGGGGCGUCCGAGAUCGUGAUGGCCCCUCCGCGAAGGGAAAGAAGGGGGUUGGAAGAGGACGCGCUCUAGAGCACAUCGGCCUACAGGGCUGGUGGGUUUAUAGACCUUGAAAAGGCGCUGUAGGGAAAUCUUGCGUGCGCACAGUACCACCAAUGAGGCUAUCGCAGUGCUCCCCUGGCUGGGGCACGCGUUUGGCAUGGCGUUCAGUCGUGCGCACAUGCUUGGCGCAGCGUCUGCCGAGCCGUUCAAUGUUCUCGAUCAGGGAAAGUCGUCAAAGCCUAGUUCUCCACGUCAGCGGGCGCCGCCUCAAUAUUCUAAGGCAGCAGUUGCACCUGCCAUCUCGCGAUGUGAGAAACCAUCAUCAUCACACUUAUCAGCAUCGUCUCAGUCAUGCAAGCG
Molecule: messenger RNA, 2727 nt
Organism: Prorocentrum cordatum
Lineage: Eukaryota; Dinophyceae; Prorocentrales; Prorocentraceae
Source: the annotation of a GenBank genome assembly